AUGACUGAGGUCGGGCCUGCCGACCGCUCCAGGCUUUUGCGAUCAAAACGCGAUGAAUUCACCUCAAUUGUAACGUCGAGGAAGCGGAAGCUUCGCCAGCUCUUCGCUGUCGCGACCGAGAGCGAUGCACUCCCGACGAAUGACUUCGCGAACCCCGACGCGCCGCCCACCUCAGCAGCCGAACUGCAAUUUUUGCAAACCUGCGACAUUUCACAAGGCCGAAAGCUGAAUGAAGCGAAUGUUCCCGCCCGACCUCAACUGCGCUACGAUGCGUUGAGGCACUCCCUCGAACGUUCUGGCCUUUUCGCACCAGAGCCUACGCCCGCGUCUGCUACAAAGCAAGAUGCCGUCAUCGAAUCCCAAACGAACGAAGCUCCUCUACCGUCGCAACGGCAGCCUGUAGCCGAAACCAGCGAUGGGAAGGGCAUCCCACCGUCACCUCGAACAACCGCGGGCGCUCCUCUUCCUUCAUCACUUCCGCCGAAGCCCCCAACACCUGUGUCCGUUGCAGCGGCACCGGCGACUUCGACUCCAUCCGGCGUUGCGAGACUAUCCGUUGUACCCGCCCCGGUCCCCUCGCCGUCGCCAGCUGCGGUUCCCCCAAAGGAUCCUCUUCACGCAUCGCGACAGGAGGCUAGCGAGGCUGCAGAUGCUGCAGAUGCUGAAGUCGCCGAGAAGUCCGCUCCCUCUCCGGCGCGGAAUGAGUCCAGCGGCGUCUACAAGCAGCCGGAAUCCCGGUCAGCCGAUGCGUCCCAUGUAGCUCCCGCUCAACCCUCUCAACCCGCUCAACCCGCUCCUCGACCACCGGCUACUCAACUGCCCCCCCCGCCCGAUGUCAAGCAACCGGAGGAAGCGAAGUCUCCGGCUGUGAAGCUGCCGCCCGAUGUCUCGAGGGCAGCAGAAGGGUUCUCUUCGCCGAGCUCGACCACACAAACUGCCGCGACACCGGCUGUUCAUGAUGUUUCCACAGAUACCAGCCCAGACAAUGAAGGUCCCCAAUAUUUGGAACCGGCAGAGGUUCAAAAUGAGACCGACGCAGCGGACGGUGCCGAGCAAGCUAAGGAAUCUGAUACCGGACAUUCUUCUGAUGCCGAUUCAAACCAUGCUAGAAUUCCGGACGGGCCCGAGGCCCAGCUUCUGCAGGAGUCCAUGGCGAUGGACUCUAAGCCAACACCAACAGCAGCUCAAACCGCCGCGAAGGAGCCAACGCCCCCUGCCGUCCCUGCCGUCCCUGUUGUCCCUGUUGUCCCUGUUGCCACUUCGAAGGAAGCGUCCGAGCAAGCGACGCCGUCUAUCCCACCCAUUGCGCAAGAUGCGCCUCUGACGAAGGUUGAGCCAAUUAUGUCUGCCGCAGUCAAAGAAAUCCCAGACAGCCAGGAGUCCCAGGACGCAGACAGAAUGGAUGUGGAUCAACCCGCCACUACCCAAGCAGAAGAAAAACCUUCUGUCAAGGUACAGGACACUCGUGCCGAAUCAAAGACAGCCGAGACUCAACAAACUCCAUCCCAAGCGCCAGUGGAGACUCCGCAGGACCCUGAGCGAGCGGUCACUAGAACUGCGUCUGGCACAAUAAGACAAAAGUCCGUUGCCGAAAUCUUGGGAGGAUCGACACCUAUGGACUCUGCCCAGACCGGCGUGGCCGUCAAGGUACCACCCAGCCAGCUGACGCCAAUGACGGCUACUCCCAAGUCCCCGACCAGGCCAAAAGUCUUUGCGAACAAGAAGAAGGAGAAGGAGAAAGCCAAGAACAAACCGUCCGCGGUGGUCUUUGGCAAGCAGACCAAGCGGUCCGUCGACAAGUCCCUAAUGCCCAGUCAGCAGAAGCAGAGUUUCCUCCCCACAGACGACUACUUCACGCCACUCUUUGUCCAAGGCUUUACUCAGACAUCAAAGUGGAUGAAGCCGAUUGAAGUUGUUCUCAACCAAUCCCACAAGACGGUCUCUACCCCGGACGCCUAUGUGGCUAUCCAAGAUAACCAAGCAUGUCGAGUGCUUCGCCGAGUUUAUCACCUUCAGCAGCACGACAAAUGGUCGCUACGGCAGCCCAAGAGAUGCCCAGAACCUGUUCGCCCAGAGUCCCACUGGGAUGUCCUUCUCCAUGAGAUGAAAUGGAUGAGGACGGAUUUCAGAGAAGAGAAGAAGUGGAGACUUGCGGCCGCUCGCAAUCUUGCUCACGCUUGCGCGGAAUGGGUCGCCUCGACCGAGGAUGAACGCAAGGAGCUUCAGGUCUCUUCCUAUAUCCCGCCGUUGCCACAGCCAGCCGACGCCGAGGCUGACAUAUCCAUGGCCGAGACCGCGAUGGAUGUUGUUGAUGCUCAGGCAACCCCUGAGCUGGUACCCUCCGGAGACCAAGACUCUCCCGAGCACGUCGACGAGCUGCAGGAAGAGGCUAUCGAGACAGUUGCGCCAUCCGCCAUAUUUGCUCUUGAGGAGGACGACGUCGUUUUUGAGCUUCGGAGCUCUCCGGCCACUGAUCAGCUGCUUCAGGAGCUCCCGAUGUACGGGACGCCUCUGAAGGUUCCUGCAUUUGACUUCACCGGCCCUGAGUUCGACCCCGAUGCACACUGGCGCCGUCCCGCUCUUCCGCUAAGCAAAUAUGUUGAAGGUGAGAUGAAGCUUUCCUCGGACGGGCCUCCCAGGAAGCGGAGCCGAUACCAGUACGAGGAGGAGGAAGACGACGAUGACGAGAGGGUGGUGUUUGGAUCUCAGCCUGCAAAGAAGAUGAAGUUGCCGCCGCAGAACACAGAUGUGGCCUUAUUCAAUCCCGAGAUGAAGCCAAUCAGAGACCGGCUUCACGCAGGCCAUCAGUUCCGACCCCCUGCGGAGUACCAGAUGCCGAUGCAGAACUUCUACGAGUGUCGCAGCCCCUCACAGUGGACCUUGUCCGAGGAUGACGAGUUGCGGAGCCUCGUUCGCGAGUACUCGUACAACUGGUCGCUCAUCUCAAGCCUCCUCACUCCGAGGUCUCUGUUCAACUCGGGGGCAGAGCGGAGGACGCCGUGGGAAUGCUUUGAACGAUGGAUCAAUCUCGAAGGCUUGCCUACAGACAUGCAGAAGACACAAUACUUCAAAGCCUACCAGAACAGGAUUGAUGCCGCCAACCGCGUCAUCAUGCAACAGAACCAGAUUGCUCAGCAACAAGCCGCUGGCUCGACGACGCCGGCGACGCCGGUCGCUAGGCGCAGACCGUCGACGCCUCUCAGAGUUGAGCGGCGGCGCAACCAGAAGCACUUGACGCUGAUCGACGCUAUGAGGAAGCUGGCAAAGAAGCGGGAGACAGCAGCCCAGAAGCAGCAACAUGCCACUCAGAUGGCUGCCAUGCGCAAGGCCAACGAGGCUGCGCAACCUAGAGGCCCCACCAAGACACCCAGGGACUACAGCUUGAUGAGAUGGGAGCGUGACCAGCAACUUGCCGAGAAGGUGGCUCAGUUUCAUCGGCGCCAGGAGGACCAAAGGAGGAUUGCCAUGCAGGCGCGGCAAGGUCAAGUCGCUGCCCAGAUUGCAACCACUCCUGGCGCUGGCCAGGCGCAGACAAACGCCGCGGCGCAAGUCAACGGCACCAUUCCCCGUCCGAACAUGCCCAACCAGCUCGCCGUUCCUGGCCAAGCCGGCCGAGGCCGUAUGCCAGUGCAAGCACCGACGGCCAACAUGGGCGGCGUUCCAGCCCAGAUGGGCGGGCUUGUGCCUCCAGCCAUGCAGAUGAACGGAGUCCCUCAAGCGCAGAUGCAAGCGGCGAUGCAGGCCCAGCAUAGAAUGCCAAUGCCCAACCCUCAACCCGACGUCAAUUUGAUGCUUCAGGCUCGCCGCAUCUCGGAGCAACAACGGCAAGCUGUUCAGUUGCAGCAGGCUCAACAACAAGCCCAGCAACAGGUCCACCCACAGCAACCGCAGCAGCAGCACCAACCACAGCAGCAACAGGGUCAGCAGAUGCAUCAGGGAACGCCCACAUCUCACGCAUCUCAAUCCCACUCACCGCCCAACAUGCGGCCUGCUUCGGUCAAUGGUAUCAAUGGCGCCAACGGGGUCAACGGGGUCAACCAGCAAAACAUCUACGCCAACGCCCAAGCCUUGAUGGCAUCGGUCAACAGUGCUAAUGGCGUUGGAGUAUCGACGCCUCCAGCUGGUGGCCUCCACAUGCCGAACGGUACUGCGGGCUCCCCUCGGCCCCUGACCCAGGUGCCUGCCAGCAUUCAAGUCCAGCUGAACAACCUGGAGAAUCAGUACAGGGCAAAGAACCCGAACCUGACACCCGAGCAGGUCCGCCAAGCUGCCACGGAAUAUCUCACGCGCUUGAUGAUUGCACAAAGAACGAACAUGUCGCAAAAUGCUAUGAAUGCGGCAGCCGGCGGUGGAGGUGCCGCGUCCCCCGGUAUCGCCAAUGGACUUGCGGCCACCACCAGCCCGCAUCAAUAUGCUGCUCUUCUCAGGCAGCAACAGCAGCAACAAGCGGCGGCUGCUGCUGCCCAGAAUGGCCAACCUCAGAACGGCCAGCACCAGCAGACGCACCAUCAGCAGCAUCACGGCCAACAAGCCCAAUUGCACCAUCAGCAGCAACAGCAUGGCCAGCAACACCAUGCUCAGCAGCAGCAAAAUGGCCAACAGUCUCACGCCCAGCAGCAACACGUCCAACCGCAGCAUACCCAGCACCAGCAACACCAGGUUCGAGCCCAGCCAACGCCACAGCCACAGCCCCAGCCAACGCCACAGCCACAGCCCCAGCCCCAGCCCCAGCCCCAGCACACGCCUCAACCUCCUCAGCCCCAGCAGCUGCUGAAGCAGGCUCAACAUCAGCAACAACAUCAGCCCCAGCAGGUCCAACGAACCCCUUCGGGUCAGCCUACUCAGCCGGUGCAGCAGCACCUUCAACAGGCCCAGCAGGUCCAGAAGCCUCCAACUCCUCACACGCCCGUUCAACAGGUUCAGAAGCCUCCGACGCCUGUCGCGCCUGUCGCGCCUGUACAGAAGCCUCCUACACCGCAGAUGCAGAAGGCCCAGACACCGCAGAUGCAGAAGGCCCAGACGCCGCAGAUGCAGAAGGCCCAGACACCGCAGAUGCAGAAGGCCCAGACGCCGCAGAUGCAGAAGGCCCAGACGCCGCAGAUGCAGAAGGCCCAGACGCCUCAGACGCAGCAACAGGCGCAGGCUCAACCGCAAGCGCAACAACAGGCCCAGCAGGCGGCACAACAAGCUCAGCAGCAGCGUCAAGCUAGCGGCAGCGCAACACCCUCAGCUACGCCCGCGACGUGA
Colletotrichum higginsianum IMI 349063 is the source of this 5247-nucleotide messenger RNA. RefSeq names its product Myb and hsa domain protein. NCBI's taxonomy places the organism in Eukaryota, Fungi, Ascomycota, Sordariomycetes, Glomerellales, Glomerellaceae. The record is from RefSeq and is a predicted model, not a curated record. The coding region runs from base 1 to 5247 and encodes 1748 amino acids. The transcript is spliced from 3 exons.